UGGUUACCAUGAUAAAUUCCAGUUUGGCAUGCUACAUCUUGCAGAAAAUAAAAAGCUGGAUUUGGAUGGUGCAUCACCUGGAGAUGAUAUUAGUAAUGCAGCAUUAGCAGAACAGAAAACCAAUGGCCAGGAUGAGUUUGGUAUUGAUGAUGAUUUGUCAACUCUCGUGAACAGCGAUGGUUUUCUAGAGCAGAUCCUUCGGAAAAUUGAAGUAGUACAUAGUCGGGUUCAUAAGCUGAAAGACCAACUUGAUACGGUGAUGACGAAAAAUGAGAUAAAGUUUUCUUCCUCUGAGAAUUUAAUGUCACUUGAUGGACAGGCUAGCUCUAUUCGUAGCCCAACAUUCUCGGCAUGCAAUGGAGACGCAACAUCAGCUGGAGGUUUAUAUGCUACAUCUCAACAUGUGGUAGAUUAUGAUCUCGGAGAUUUCAUCAUGCCGGACAGUGCAAUGUCCAGCGAUGGAGAGGCUAUGCCUAUUCCUGACAUAAUAGAAAGUACAUUAGGACUUCUGUCCUCUGUGGAUGUCACGCAGCAGCAGGCACAAGUUGGAGAUUCAAGCGAAAGAAUCGUUGAUAACAUUCUCAUACAUAAUGAAGCAUUCGAAGUAGGAGGACACAUUUUGACGAUGAAUAAUGACAAAUCCUUUGAGAAGCAUCAAGAUGUGGUAAAUAACGUGGACGAAGAAAGCUUUAAUCCACCUCCCUCUGCAUCAGAACCUAAUGCAGCAGGUAAAGCAUCCGCAUCUCAGGAACAAUCAACACUGAAGUCGUGCUUAGCCUCGGAGAUUCAUUUUCCCAAAAACAAAAGAAAGAGAGGAGAGCGUAAAGCCGGUUCAGGUGGUUGGAAUCGUAAGAUGCCAGGUGAACCUGAUAGCCAGUGACUCUUAUAUAUGGUAGAUUUUUCGACUCUUUGAUAGCCUUAGUAGAUGCUUUGACUUGUUCAACAACCUCAUGAUAAUGGUGGAUGACCAGGAAAAAUGUGGGUAUCCCACACUUUCCAUGCAGCUGAACUGCUCAAAGUAGGCUGCUCAUUUGAGAUCUUCUCUACGUUCCACAGGAGUUCUUGUGGCAUAGUUAUGGCUUUUAAUUGAGGAUGCCAUACUCCUAUUUAGUAGUCAGGUAGAGCUGAAGUAGUUUGAAUAUCACCAUUGGUAGUGUAACUUUGUAGCUCGGACAGUGUAAUACCCUUUUGAAUUUAUGGAAGUAAAAGUUAUUCCAGCAA
Lycium ferocissimum is the source of this 1221-nucleotide messenger RNA. RefSeq lists its product as uncharacterized. The transcript is spliced from 3 exons. The record is from RefSeq and is a predicted model, not a curated record. Bases 29 to 880 code for a protein of 283 amino acids. Lineage: Eukaryota; Viridiplantae; Streptophyta; Magnoliopsida; Solanales; Solanaceae.